This is a messenger RNA of Bipolaris maydis ATCC 48331, 285 nucleotides long. The record is from RefSeq and is a predicted model, not a curated record. NCBI's taxonomy places the organism in Eukaryota, Fungi, Ascomycota, Dothideomycetes, Pleosporales, Pleosporaceae.
AUAUGCACCCGCAAGACGAACAUGCUCAGCUUGCCCACUACCUGCCUCGAAUCCAUGACCUGCAACCCGACAAUGUCUGCUAACCCAUCAGCCCAUCCCGUCUGCAACGCACAAAACAAGAGAUGCGUCUGUUUGCCUCGUUUCUCUUACUGUUUGCCUACACUCUCUCACAAAGGCAUCCAUUCGCCUUUGCCAUCUCACCCCACGAAGCGUUUCUCCAUGUUUAGGACUUGGCAUGAGACUCCAAACGAAACAUCUGACAGCACCAACACCACGCAAUUAUGA